AUGCAGGGCCUCGACUCCUGUCCGCCUGCUUUUCUCGACAAGAAGAAAAAGAUUCUCGAGCAGCUCUCUGUUCCAAACACUGAGUACACGGAUGCUUCACCAAAAGGCUCUGUAGAUGAGGGGAUCCGGGACCUCAUUGACGAGAUCAAUCAGUCGACAGGGUUUGUAACGACGAGCAGUUGCGCGGGACGAGUCAGUGUCUUUCUCGAGGGUCGAAGGGUUGCCGAGACCGAUGGAGAGGAUGGUCAAGUAGCGGGUGUUGGUGGAAAAGGCGCAGGAGGAACAUGGUUAUUCGUCUCUCAUGAUCCGGUGCCUGAUGAUGGGGAUGAGAACAAGGACUGGAGCAGUACAUUGGGGCUUGAGGACUCAAAUGCAGUUCAGCAUGUGACUGGCACGGUCAAAGAGAGGAGACUCAUUCAUUUCAAGUUCGAGGCCAUGAUCCUCCACGUCCUCACGGCAUCAUCAGAACAUGCCCAGCUCCUCCUCAAGUGCGCCUUUCAGGCCGGCUUCCGCGAGUCUGGCGCUCUCAACAUCAUCCCGAGCGGCAAGGAUGCUGCUACUCCCAUGGUAGCCAUUCGCACAAUGGGUCUCGCCUUUGAGUCUCUCGUCGGACACCAGGUUGAUGGUCACCAUCUGCGUCUGGUAUCACCUGAGUAUCUUAGAACACUCAUUAACAUCGCCAAUGAGCGCUUUGCUGAGAAUACAAAACGCAUUGGACGGUUCCGGGAUGCCUUCCGGGAGGCCGUAUCUGCCCCGGCUCCGCGUCGGAAUCCGGAGGGGGAAGAGUGGGAGGAUGCGGCGGCGAGACGAGAGAGGAAGCGUACCGAAGGCCUCCGGCGGAAGGCCGAGCUCCAGAAGAAGCGUGAAGUAGACGGUUCAGUGGAAGACGAUAUACCUGGCGGGGUUGAGGGUCAGGAGCAGACAGGCCUGCUCAGCGGGUUAUGA
Fusarium falciforme is the source of this 945-nucleotide messenger RNA. Its product is annotated as TRNA(Phe) 7-((3-amino-3-carboxypropyl)-4-demethylwyosine(37)-N(4))-methyltransferase. Gene Ontology annotation, molecular function: tRNA methyltransferase activity. NCBI's taxonomy places the organism in Eukaryota, Fungi, Ascomycota, Sordariomycetes, Hypocreales, Nectriaceae. Bases 1 to 945 code for a protein of 314 amino acids. Gene Ontology annotation, cellular component: cytoplasm. Gene Ontology annotation, biological process: tRNA methylation. The record is from RefSeq and is a predicted model, not a curated record. The transcript has 2 exons.